Molecule: messenger RNA, 543 nt
Organism: Cryphonectria parasitica EP155
Lineage: Eukaryota; Fungi; Ascomycota; Sordariomycetes; Diaporthales; Cryphonectriaceae
Exons: 4
Biological process (GO): autophagosome assembly; autophagy
Cellular component (GO): phagophore assembly site
Source: RefSeq, a predicted model, not a curated record
GAGCCAAAGUUACCGCGGGAGUUCAUCCUCGACGCCUUUGCCGACCCCGCGUCUGUCCGCGAUGUUGUCCGAGGCAUCCUCCACACAAUCUUCUUCCACCGCUACUUCCCCACCAUAGUCCCGCAGUCCCACGAGGUCCUCGACCUGACCCUCCCCUACGUCGCCGUGCCCGAGCUCGAAACCCUCAUCGACGCCAGGACCGCCGCCCUCGUCCGCGAGCUCGACUCCUCGUCCUCUUCCUCGGGAGGGGGCCGUGGCCAGGUGUCGGUGCAGUUCAUGGAGAUGACGCGGCGGCGCAAGUUGUGGUACAAGGGCGGCGACGAGGAGGUCUGCUGGGAGAGCUGGACGGUGCGGGUCACCGUUGCCGAGCCCAGGACGGAAAGCGAACGAGCAAAGGUCCGCAAGGCCAUGGAGUCUACCCUCCUCGCCAACGUCAUGAAGGUCAUUACCUCUGUCAACACAUACAAAGAUCACAUCCCGCCCAUCACCAUCAUGGGGGCCAAUCCCUUUCCUUACUCGAUUACCGUGAACCAGAGAGAGGCU